Messenger RNA from Rubroshorea leprosula, 446 nucleotides. The record is from the annotation of a GenBank genome assembly. Lineage: Eukaryota; Viridiplantae; Streptophyta; Magnoliopsida; Malvales; Dipterocarpaceae.
GUUCGUUCGACUAGGGUUUCUACUCCACCGAAGACUCAGCAGCAGCAGCAGCCACUCCGGAGACCCGAAGAUGCCGUCGCACAAGACAUUCAGGAUAAAGAAGAAGCUCGCCAAGAAGAUGAGGCAGAACAGGCCCAUCCCACACUGGAUCCGGAUGCGCACUGACAACACCAUCAGGUACAACGCCAAGCGCAGGCACUGGCGCCGUACAAAGCUCGGCUUCUGAGGUGCUUGGCAGGAAUUCCAUGCUCCUUUUUUGCUCAUUUAUCUUGUCUUUGGAUUAGUUUUAAGACAUAUGAAGUUCAUGGCUUUGUGUCAGUAAUUUAGGAUCUUUUAGGAGGAACUCAUAAGAGUCCUUUUUCAGACAAGUUUAUGUGUUAAUUUAAAAUUUUAAAUUGUGGGUUGAAUUUUGGUUCUUCAAAUGUUAUGCCAUGAUUUGUUUCUUA